Molecule: messenger RNA, 1689 nt
Organism: Caenorhabditis auriculariae
Lineage: Eukaryota; Metazoa; Nematoda; Chromadorea; Rhabditida; Rhabditidae
Source: the annotation of a GenBank genome assembly
AUGGUGUUCCGCGAGUUUGACGAGGACGACCUGGACUCCUACCUGGAGGGCUCGGUCUGGUCGGAGAAGCCGUCGGCCGGCGAGUGCUUCUCGGACUACUUCGACGCCGUCGUCACCGUCUUCCCCUCGACCUCCCAUUCCAACAUGGCCUUCGGCUAUCCCGCCAAGUCCUGCGAGACCGUCUUCGCGUACAUUUUUCUACUUGAGUUGUUUGGAGCAGAGAUUUUAAGAGUUUUAUGCGUAAAAAAUUGCCGUUUUUCCUAGUUUGGAACUACCCUAAUGGCUUGAGCUUUGAGGAAAAUAAUGUGUAAAUGUUAGAGACACAGACUUUGAUACAGUUUUUGUACCUCAAGACAGUGACGAAUGGGCUGUAGAUUUUGAACUUUUUUUCGAUUUUUCCGGAUUUUCGUGAAGUCGAAACAGUGGCAUUUUUUUUCUUAACCGGGAAAAUUUGAAAUUUUUUCUCGAUUUUUUUUUCUUUGAAACAUGUCACUCGGAAACGUUAUUGGCAAUUUUCUCUUCAAGGGAUCACUCUAGGGACCUUUUUCUCUAUAGUCAUCGUUUAAAAAGGACAAAACACCAUCUCCGCGAAGUGUGAGCCAUUAUAAAAGUCGGCUUGAAUAUAAAAUUUUAUAUAUUUUCGAGGAAUCUGUCUUUCAAAAUCAAACUUCUAGGCCUUUUUUUUCAAAACUUUAUUUUGGAGUUUAUUUUUUUUCAGAAGCCGAAGGCCACCAUCUGCCUAUUCUUCGUCCCGGUAUGAGGAUCCCUAUCUGCGCCCGGAGUCCCGGAACCAUUAUGACAGGGUUGCCGCUCAGUUCGUAGAGCACUCCUUGCAGGUAGUUUGAGCUCAAAAAUUUUCAGAAUUUGGAAAAUUUCCGACUUUGUACUACUGGGGCGUUUUUCCCCUAACCCCUCUAGGGACUACUCUUAGUUUGCGAUAAGAGGUUUUUUCCAGCCGAUCUCCCGCCCAGGAUCGCCGACUCCAGUCGCCGGUGCCGGCGACAUCACCAACACGGAGCACGGCUUCACCAUCCAGCUCGACGUCAACCGCUUCCGACCCGAGGAGAUCAAAGUCGUGCUCACCGACGACCUCCUGACUGUCUCCGGAGAGCGCUUGGAAUACACCGGCGAUGGUCAGACUCUCCGCAGGAGCUUCUCCAGGUCGGCGUCGAAAAUAAUCCUCAAGUUCCAGUCAACUUUUUUCAGAAAGUACUCGAUCCCGUCGGACAUCAGCUUGGACUCGAUCCGCAGCCAUCUCACUGAUGCUGGCUAUCUUGUCGUUAAUGUCAGUUGGGGAAAAUUGAUGGGGCUUGAGGAAUUUUGGCCUUGUUGAGCAGAAGCAAGAGUCCAGGAGAGGAAAAACUCUGGCAAAAAUGAGCUUCUCAGGGCCUUCAAAGGAUAUUUUUGCCCUUUUUCACAUUAUUAAACAAAAAUAUGUCGCUCAUUUUCAAUAAUAUGAAACUUUCUGAUCUCCCUGCACACUUUUUAACCCGCGAUUUCAAUAUUUUAUGGCCUUAUCGGGCAGGGAAAAGAGACGCAGAGAGGCCAGACAUUCUCAAGUUUGAAUAGUUUUCCAAAUAAUUUUCUCUUAAGGGCUCGCGAAAAGGCUGGCGAGAGACGAGCAUAACCACCCAUCCCGCUCCAGCUUACCGUCCUUACCGUACUUCAUCUGUCAUAAGCACUGUUUGA